Messenger RNA from Orcinus orca (killer whale), 1962 nucleotides. It is a transcript of the gene TCTN1, whose product is annotated as tectonic family member 1. The transcript has 15 exons. NCBI's taxonomy places the organism in Eukaryota, Metazoa, Chordata, Mammalia, Artiodactyla, Delphinidae. Gene Ontology annotation, biological process: cilium assembly; protein localization to ciliary transition zone. Bases 19 to 1869 code for a protein of 616 amino acids. Gene Ontology annotation, cellular component: MKS complex. The record is from RefSeq and is a predicted model, not a curated record.
CUCGCUACCCUUCCCGUGAUGCCCCGCACCCAGCCGCCGCGGUUGCCAGGUAGCGCGCGGUCCUUGGCUGCUAGCUGCGCGGGUUUCCGCUUGGUGAUGGGGCUGCGGGAUCUCCCGCCGCUCCUGCUCUUGCUCGUGGACUGCUGGGCCUCCGUGAGCGCCCAGGCCGGGGACACCCCGGUGGUGACGACGGAGGCCCUGAGCUCCACGAAGCCAGCCCCGACGACUUUCCGACCUGCUGUAUCUCCUAGGCCCCAUGAAACCCCCAGAGCUCCCAGGCCCUCCUCCGACCUCAGGCCCACCCCGGUCACGGACGUUGCUGCUCUGUGUGUCUGUGACUUGUCUCCAGCACUGUGUGAUGUCAACUGCUGUUGUGAUCCUGAUUGCAGCUCCGUGGAUUUCAGUGUCUUUUCUGCCUGCUCAAUCCCAGUUGUCAUGGGUGAUAGUCAGUUUUGUAGUCAAAAAGCAGCCAUCUAUUCAUUGAAUUUUACAGCAGACCCACCUCAGAGAGUAUUUAAACUUGUUAACCAAAUCAAUCCAUCUAUUUUCUGCAUUCACAUUACAAACUAUAAACCUGCAUUAUCCUUUAUUAAUCUGGAAGUGCCUGAUGAAAGCAAUUUUGAUAAAUUGAUGAAAACAUCGGAUGGUUUUUCAACGAAUGCAGAAUCAGAUGUUUCCUUGACAACCAAACCGGAUGCUCCAAAUACUGCAAAAUAUGAGUAUGGGGUUCAUCUGCAGACUUCACAUUCAUUUCUGAGAUUUCCUUCUCCCCUUACAUCAUCUCUGUGCACCGAUAAUAACCCUGCAGCAUUUCUGGUUAACCAAGCUGUUAAGUGCACCAGAAGGAUAAAUUUGGAACAGUGUACAGAAAUUGAAACCCUGAGCCUGGCUUAUUACAGCAGCCCUAAAAUUUUGAGGGUGCCUGGUUCAGGAACAAAGGUCCCUAUCACUGUUCAGUCCAUCAUCAUUCAAUCUCUAAAUAAAACGCUAACCCGACUGGAAGACACUGACACUGAUGUAUUGAGGCCGCUGGUUCUUGUCGAGGCUGGGCAUGAUAAAAUCUGCACUAACAUCAUCCUUGAGGUGAAGUAUAGCCUCACGUAUACAAAUGCAGGUGAGAUAAUAAAAGCUGAUGUCUUUGUUCUUCUUGGAGCGGUUAGCAGUGCAAUGGUUCCAUUCCAACAAAAGUUUGAAAUUUAUUUUAUUCAGCAAAAUACGAAGCCAGUUCCUCUCAGUGGAAACCCUGGUUAUGUUGUGGGACUCCCGUUAGCUGCUGGAUUUCAGCCUCAGAAGGGGUCUGGGAUUAUGCAGACCACGAACAGAUACGGACAACUUACUCUUCUUCGUAGCACAGCUGAGCAAGACUGCUUAGCAAUAGCGGGGAUCCGGACCCCAGUAUUAUUUGGUUACAACAUGCAAUCUGGCUGUAAACUCAGACUGACCAAAGCUAUCGCGUGUAGGCUGGUAGCGCAGAAGGUGGAGAGCCUGCUGAAGGGCCAGGGCUUCCCAGAUUAUGUGGCCCCUUUUGGAAAUUCCCAGGCCCAGGAUGUGCUGGACUGGGUACCCGUCCACUUCAUCACCCAGACGUCCCACAUGAAGGAUUCUUGCCAGCUCCCAGUGGCGUUGGCUAUAGAAGUGAAGUGGACUAAAUACGGAUCCUUAUUGAACCCACAGGCUAAAAUCGUCAAUGUAACUGCAAAUCUGAUUUCAUCCUCGUUUCCUGAGACCAACUCAGGAAAUAAAAGGACAAUUCUUAUUUCCACUGCGGUUACUUUUGUGGAUGUGUCUGCACCUGCAGAGGCAGGCUUCAGAGCUCGCCCAACCAUCAAUGCUAGGCUGCCCUUUAAUUUCUUCUUCCCAUUUGUCUGACAGUGGUCAUAUGAAAGGAUGCACUGGUUCCUUAAUAUACGUGUGAACUGUGAAAACUGUACAUUUGAUGAGAUUAAGUUUUAUAUACAGCUA